This is a messenger RNA of Talaromyces atroroseus, 1506 nucleotides long. Its product is annotated as Protein bfr2. The record is from RefSeq and is a predicted model, not a curated record. The transcript is spliced from 3 exons. Gene Ontology annotation, biological process: maturation of SSU-rRNA from tricistronic rRNA transcript (SSU-rRNA, 5.8S rRNA, LSU-rRNA). Gene Ontology annotation, cellular component: nucleolus; nucleus. NCBI's taxonomy places the organism in Eukaryota, Fungi, Ascomycota, Eurotiomycetes, Eurotiales, Trichocomaceae. Bases 1 to 1506 code for a protein of 501 amino acids.
AUGCCGACAAAAACCUCUUCACGAAGCAAAGGCUUCAAGAGUCUUGUUGAUCAGCUUGCUGAUUUGGAAGAUCCUACACCUAAAGAUUUUGAUCCGGAAGAUCCAGAUACUGGCCACCAAGACAGUGAUGACGAGUCCGAAUCGGAAGUCGAUGAGAAUACCGGCCGUGAGCACUAUGAAAACGUUGGCAAGAGCAAGCUUAGGAAACCCGAGACUGUCAUCUUAGGAAAAGAGUAUGCCGGGUCACGUGUGAGUAGAGAUGCGUUGGAGGAUUUGAGCGACGACAACGACCCUUUUCAGCGCCUCGAUUCCGACGAGAAUGAUGAUGACGAGGAAGAGGGUAUAAGCGAAUCUAGCGAGGAUAAAGAAGAACAACAUGAAGGAGAUAGCGAAGGUGAUUUGUCGGACGAUGAUGAUGAUGAUGAUGAUGAUGAUAUGUCUGCAUCUGAUCAAGAUGACAACGCAACCAACAAUGGAUCAAUGUCAGACGAGCGUGCAGAAUUGCGGAAAUUGAUGGCUACCGACCAGAAAACGGUCGCUGCGACUAUCUCCGAGGCCGCUAAAGCGGAUGCAGCAAAGGGAUUCGCUGUGAAGCAGCAACGAGUGGCCUUCGAUGCUCUGCUUAAUGCCAGAAUAAAGCUGCAAAAAGGACUCACUGCUAUUAGUGACUCGUCUAACAUCUCGUGGGAGACAGAGGAAGAAAAUUCAGACGCUAUCCAGUCCGCUGAAUCGGCCGCCCUGGCAUUGUGGUCCUCCCUAGAGGAGUUGCGUGUGGCCCUCGCUGAAGUCCAGUCCAAGGAAGACUCAAAAAAGCGGAAGAGAUUACCGCCGGUUUCCCUUGACACGUCUUCCGAAUCAAUUUGGCAACGAAUGCAGAAUCUGGAGACAAAGUCCCAAAUACACCGCCGCGCCGUGCUGGAGAAAUGGAAUCAUAAGGUCCGCGGCACAAACGCGAACCUUCCCAAUGCCAGAGGCAAACUUGUCGCAAAUUCCGGCAACAAUUCCAUCAUAGCUGUCCUUGAAGCUCACGUCGCAACGGAGGUCGGUGACCGGGCUACCAAGAAGCAGCGUACUAGUGAAGCUUCCGGGUCCUCCUACGAUGACUCGGCCUUCUAUCAAUCUCUUCUCCGUGACCUGGUGGAGCAGCGGAUGUCUUCCUCGGACGCGGUGACCAACGGGCUUGAUGCAUUACAUUUGCAGAUUCCCGCGCAUUCUGCGUCGGGCAUGCGCAAGGACAAGGUCCACAAGAAUGUCGACACUAAAGCAUCCAAAGGCCGCAAGAUGCGAUAUAAUGUGCACGAGAAGCUACAGAACUUCAUGGCACCGGAGGAUCGCGGUACUUGGAGCAGUCGAGCACGAGACGAAUUCUUUGCAUCUUUGCUCGGCAAGACUGCUAGUGGCCUGCUCGGGGAAGCAGAUUCAGAGGAUGAGCCGAAUGGCGUCAAUGGAGCCGCGUCAGAUGAGGAAGACCUAGAAGAAGGCGGCCUGAGGCUCUUCAGAGGGUGA